Messenger RNA from Trachemys scripta elegans, 1302 nucleotides. It is a transcript of the gene PPP1R14C, whose product is annotated as protein phosphatase 1 regulatory inhibitor subunit 14C. Gene Ontology annotation, molecular function: protein serine/threonine phosphatase inhibitor activity. The transcript has a single exon. Gene Ontology annotation, cellular component: cytoplasm. Lineage: Eukaryota; Metazoa; Chordata; Testudines; Emydidae. The coding region runs from base 762 to 1178 and encodes 138 amino acids. Gene Ontology annotation, biological process: regulation of phosphorylation. The record is from RefSeq and is a predicted model, not a curated record.
CAGCCCAAUCUGCCUUUUUCUGACCUAGGGCUGUCUGCACUUCCAGGGGCAUAGUUUAAAAAAAGAAAAUCACCCCCCUUAAAGAAAAAAUAGUCACAAGCCCAAGCCCGACAGUCCCCACUGAGGCUACACUCUCCUCGAUUGCAAUGAGAGCUUUAGCCAAGUAGGACCCAGAGAGUGCACGAGGGGCAAGAAUUGGCAACAUCCUGGAGGGGGAAACUGCCCUUGGGCGAGCUAGCGAGUCCUCUGCACUCCCCGCUCCAGCCUUCCCCUUCUUUCCCGUGGGGCUACUCCAGGGGUAGUGACCGGCCAAGCGGAGCAAGGGGCUCACAGUGGGCGGACCUUUGGGAGCAAGGCAAAGCCAGUUUCCUUUCCUGUCCCUGCCGGGGCCCGCGGCGAGCAGCCAGGGAAAGCAGCAGAGGUGUGAGGGGGAGGUUUGGGCGGGGGAGCUCCCGAGGCGUGGGGCGGGCACGGCUCAGUUGUCCUUGGCUGUAUCUUUAAGGCGCUGUCCCCGCCUUCUCCCCCCGGUUCGGGGGCCCGAAACACAGCCCUCCGCCCCUCCCCUAGCCUGACUGUGCGCGCCCGGGCAGCCGUCACGCCGCAGGUGCGGAGCGGAGCUGCACAAGCCGAGGCUGCUGCUGCACCGGGCGGGAGGGAGCUGCGGGCGCCGGAGCGAGGCAGCCCCUUGCCGCGGCCAGAGCCCGAGCCGGGCCACCGGGCAGCGAUCUCCCUAGGGGCGGCAGCGCGGCUGGGCGCGGAGCAUGUCUGUGGUGACCGGGGGCAGCGAGCCGGGUGCCGCUGGGGGAGGCGGCGGGAACCGGGUUUUCUUCCAGAGCCCCCGCGGUGGCGGUGGUCGCGGCGGCGGCGGCUCCUCCCGGGAGGACUCGGUCUCCGCCCCGGCGGCGGCGGCGGUGGUGCAGGUUCAGCAGCAGCGGCGCCACCAGCAAGGCAAAGUGACGGUGAAGUACGAUCGGAAGGAGCUGCGGAAGAGGCUGGUGCUGGAGGAGUGGAUCGUGGAGCAGCUGGGGCAGCUGUACGGCUGCGAGGUACCGCACCUGCCCGGGGCGCGGCUGGGAAAGGAGCGAGACUGCCCGCGUGCAGUGCCCGGGGAGAGCCCCCGGCAUGUGGGCGAUCGCCCGCUGCACCCCCUGGCCGUGGGAGACAUGGACACAGUGUGAACAGAGAGGGGCUCUCCCCUUUGCUCCCCCUCUCGGGUGUGUGUGUGUGAUUUCCCUAUGCUGCUUGUGCCUCUUCUCCCCCGCCCCGAACUCUACCUGGAGACACAUCGGGGGGCGGGGGUUA